Cicer arietinum (chickpea) is the source of this 1924-nucleotide messenger RNA. Its product is annotated as ATP-dependent 6-phosphofructokinase 3-like. Gene Ontology annotation, biological process: glycolytic process; fructose 6-phosphate metabolic process. The record is from RefSeq and is a predicted model, not a curated record. Gene Ontology annotation, molecular function: ATP binding; 6-phosphofructokinase activity. Lineage: Eukaryota; Viridiplantae; Streptophyta; Magnoliopsida; Fabales; Fabaceae.
GGUCAACAUAGUUUACUAUAAAUACGACCAUUUUGUAAUCCACUCGUUUAUACCUUUGAAUGUUAUACAUUCACGCGUUCUCAAUCAAUCCAUAAUCCCUAAUCCACAAUUCAAUUCAAUUCAAUUCUCUCACCCUUGUUUUACUGCUACACACUCAUGGGUUCUUCUCCAAAUUCAAAGCCUAAAAUUGUUAGAGGCUCUGCCGGUUAUGUUCUCGAAGAUGUUCCUCAUUUAUCCGAUUACAUUCCAGAAUUACCAGCUUAUUCUAAUCCACUACAAGACCAUCCUGCUUAUUCAGUAGUCAAGCAAUAUUUCGUGCACAUCGAUGACAGUGUUCCUCAAAAGAUUAUUGCUAACAAAGAUAGUCCGAGAGGGACACAUUUUCGGCGUGCCGGACCUCGUCAAAGGGUAUAUUUCGAACCAGAUGAAGUUCAGGCUGCUAUAGUGACAUGUGGGGGUUUAUGCCCUGGACUCAACACCGUUAUUAGGGAGUUAGUAUGUGGAUUAUACCAUAUGUAUGGUGUCAAGAAAAUUUUGGGAAUCAGUGGAGGAUACAAGGGCUUCUAUGCUCACAAUACAAUCCCUCUAACUCCUAAAACCGUAAAUGAUAUACACAAGCGCGGCGGAACUAUCCUUGGUUCCUCGCGAGGUGGACAUGACACCACUAAAAUAGUCGACAGUAUUCAAGAUAGGGGAAUCAAUCAGGUUUAUAUAAUAGGAGGAGAUGGAACUCAGAGGGGUGCAUAUAGAAUUUUUGAGGAAAUUAGAAAACGUGGCCUCAAGGUUGCAGUUGUAGGAAUCCCCAAAACCAUAGAUAACGAUAUUCCGGUUAUUGACAAGUCCUUUGGCUUUGACACGGCUGUUGAGGAGGCUCAACGUGCUAUAAAUGCAGCUCAUGUUGAAGCUGAAAGUGUUGAAAACGGCAUAGGUGUUGUCAAGCUGAUGGGACGGUACAGUGGAUUUAUUGCAAUGUAUGCUACUCUUGCGAGUCGGGAUGUGGAUUGUUGCUUAAUUCCGGAGACACCCUUUUACCUUGAAGGUCCAGGUGGACUUUUUGAGUUUGCAGAGAAAAGACUAAAAGAAAAUGGCCACAUGGUUAUUGUGAUUGCUGAAGGAGCAGGACAGGAACUUGUUUCUGAGAGCAUCCAAGCCAUGCAGAAGCAGGAUGCUUCCGGAAACAAACUUCUUCAAGAUGUUGGGCUAUGGAUAUCACAGAAGUUGAAGGAUUAUUUUGCUAACCAGAAGACAAUGGGUAUAACUCUCAAAUAUAUAGAUCCUACCUAUAUGAUUCGAGCUGUUCCAAGCAAUGCUUCUGACAACGUAUACUGCACACUUCUUGCUCAAAGUGCUGUUCAUGGAGCAAUGGCAGGUUACACUGGUUUUACCAGUGGGCUUGUGCAUGGAAGACAAACUUAUAUACCCUUUAACAGAAUCACUGAAGGACAGAACACAGUAGUGAUAACUGAUAGAAUGUGGGCUAGGCUUUUAUCUUCAACAAAUCAACCCAGUUUUUUGAUGGCUAAGACUGUCAUUGAAGAGAAGAAAGAAGAAGAAGAAGAAGAAGAAGAAGAAGCAGCAGCAGCAUCUAAUCAGUAGGACGAGCAUUGUUCAUAUAACCAUUUUGUUAUCUAAAAAGUGGGCAGUAUUUAUCACUCGCUAUGUCUGUACAUGUUAUUACCAUCAUUUUAGCCUCUACCUUGUUUUAAUUGUAACUUGAAAGUAGUAUAUAUAAUGAGUCAAUUUUUUUGUCUUUCCACGUCCAUAAUGUCAGUGGAAAGCUAAAUCUUACAUUAGGAAGAUAUAUUCUUUUGUAAUGUUUUAGUUUCAAUUUCUUAUCCACGACUCACCUAGUGGUAGAUUGAACUUUAAGUAUAUAACUUGCUGGAUUUAGACGUGUUUACCAAUGUGAACAAAAUUGUUUGAA